Messenger RNA from Sardina pilchardus (European sardine), 1329 nucleotides. It is a transcript of the gene dnajc17, whose product is annotated as DnaJ (Hsp40) homolog, subfamily C, member 17. Gene Ontology annotation, biological process: spliceosomal complex disassembly. Bases 61 to 1047 code for a protein of 328 amino acids. Gene Ontology annotation, molecular function: RNA binding. The record is from RefSeq and is a predicted model, not a curated record. NCBI's taxonomy places the organism in Eukaryota, Metazoa, Chordata, Actinopteri, Clupeiformes, Clupeidae. Gene Ontology annotation, cellular component: spliceosomal complex. The transcript is spliced from 11 exons.
ACCAAAACGCUCCAAACGCUCAAAUAUUUACUGUAUAUUAACUUUUUUACGUUAUUAGUCAUGGCAGCAACUAAAGAACUUUUGCAAAUGGACCUGUAUGGCCUACUUGAAGUCGACGAGACAGCGUCCUCGAAAGACAUCAAGAAAGCGUACAGACAAAAAGCUCUAAAGUGCCAUCCAGACAAGAACCCUAACAACCCUAAAGCAGCGGAUCUCUUCCACCAGCUCUCACAGGCUUUAGAGGUCCUGACGGAUGCUGCGGCUCGAGCUGCCUAUGAUAAAGUCCGCGCUGCCAAGAGGCGUGCAGUGGAGAGGACACAAAAACUUGAUGACAAGCGCAAGAAAAUCAAACUCGACUUGGAGGCCCGCGAGAGACAAGCUGAAGCCCAUAGUGCAGAAGAGGUCAAAAUCACACGAACACUGGAAGAGGAGAUCACUCGGUUGCGAGAGGAGGGUUCCAGACAACUCCAGGAGGAGCAGAAACUUAUUGAAGAGCAGAUCGAGCGUGAGAAAGCAGCCAGACUUCACACAGAUGGCUCUCACAUAGAUGAUGGUGCUGGAAACCAGGGAGGUGGCAGUGCGACCCCGAAACUAAAACUCAAGUGGAAGAGUAAAAAAGAAGAUGAGAAUAAUGGGGGCUAUUCACAGGAGUUUCUGUUUAGCCUACUCAAAAAGUACGGAGAUGUGCAGAAUGUGCUCAUAUCGAGUAAGAAGAAAGGGAGUGCUGUGGUGGAGUUUGGAUCUGCCAAAGCGGCUGACUUGGCGUUUAAGAAUGAGAGUGGGCUGAUGGGAAACCCGCUGAAAAUCUCCUGGCUGGAAGGGCAGCCUGAGGCCCCGCCCGUACCCACACACACAUCAGACCCCGGCAGCAUGUUCACACACUCACAGGCCUCCCUGACCUCUGGCCGUGACUACGAGAGCCUGGUGCUGAUGAGGAUGCGUCAGGCAGCCGAGCGCCAGAAGCUCAUUGAGGACAUGCAGAGGGAAGACGAGGAGGAUGAGGAGGAGGCAGCCACCGCCCGUGCCAAACCCAAGACCAAAGCCUGACCCCAACGCUGGAUCCCAUUGGCCCACUUAGGACACUAAACCAUUGGCGAGGUGCUUCAUUGGUUGACGUGUCCACGUUGGUCCAAUCAGUAUUUGUCGUGGUAUGAUCGGAGCUGAUGUCUUGGACAUGGCAAAUUCUCGAGUACAUAUUUCGGACUGUUGUACUAAUGGCUUUAGUUUCAUAAAGUCAUGCUGCUUAGUUUGUGGCCAAUUUAAAUGCAUAUUUUUAUUGUGUCAUUUAAGUUUGGGGAAUGGAAUAAAUAUUGUUUGUUUUUUUCUAGA